UCUCAUAACGCAAGGUUUUUCCUUGUCUUUAAUCUCUUCUCCUUCCCAAAAUGAAGGCUUUUCUUGUGUUUUCAUCACUCUUUGCCCUCCUAGCUUCCUCCUUCGCAUCUGCAGCUAUAGUGGAACACUCAUUUACUGUGAAGAACUUCAAUGUGACUCGUUUAUGCAACACACAAACUAUAACUGCAGUUAAUGGCAGGGUUCCUGGACCCAGAAUUGACGUACGAGAGAACGACACUUUGGUCGUUCAUGUGUUCAAUGGUUCUCCCCAUAACGUUACUAUUCAUUGGCACGGGAUAUUUCAAAUAAGGAGCCAAUGGGCAGAUGGUCCAGAAUAUGUAACUCAGUGUCCUAUUCGACCAGGUCAAAAGUAUACCUACAGAUUCACAAUCACAGGACAAGAAGGAACUCUUUGGUGGCAUGCCCACUCUUCUUUUCUUCGUACUUAUGUCUAUGGUGCUCUCAUCAUUCGCCCCCGACAUGGUUGCCCUUAUCCUUUUCCUAAGCCUCACAAGGAAGUCCCCAUUCUCCUAGGUGAGUGGUGGAAGUCUGAUAUUAACCAAAUAUUCAACCGAAUUCAAGUCACCGGCGACCUAGUUCCUCCGUCUGAUGCUUUCACAAUCAACGGCUUUCCCGGCGAUCUGUAUAAUUGCUCUCGAGAUCAUGCUUUCAAGUUCAAGGUGAAGCAGGGGAGAAUAUACUUGUUACGCAUAGUCAACGCCAAUCUCAUCUCACAGAUGUUCUUCAAGGUGGCCAAUCACAAGUUCACAGUCGUCGCCGUCGAUGCUGGAUACACAACUCCCUACGUCACCGAUGUGGUGGUCAUCGCCCCCGGCCAGACCACCGACGUUCUCCUGAAAGCCGACCAGCCAGUGGGAUCUUACUACAUGGCCGCUUCCGCAUACGUGACCACGCAAAACAUAGGAUUUGACAAUACGACAACGAGAGGUAUUGUCGUUUACAAGGGAGCUUCCAAGGCAACUCCUCCUUCGAUGCCGACGCUCCCCGCGUUCAACGAUACCCGGACGGCCCACAAAUUUUACACGAAUCUCACUGGGCUUGUUGGUGGGCCUCACUGGACUGACUGUCCCCAGGAAGUGGACGAACAAAUGUUCAUCACUGUUGGGCUGAAUUUGGACUUCUGUGGAAGGAAUCGCACGUGUCUGGGCCCAUCAGGGUUUCGAUUCUCUGCGAGCAUGAACAAUGAGUCGUUUGUGAUCCCGAGUGACAAAGGGUCGUCGAUGUUGGAAGCAUUCUUCAACAACAAGGAAGGUGUGUACACUAGAGAUUUCCCAAACAAUCCUCCAGUAUUCUUGGACUUCACGAACCCAAACAUAAGCUUCGACUUGUCCAAGGUAUUCGCGCCGAAAUCGACAAAGGUGAAGACUCUGAAGUUCAAUUCGACGGUGGAGAUUGUGUUUCAGAACACAGCUUUUGUAGGCAGAGAGAACCACCCAAUGCACAUUCAUGGGCUGAAUUUCUAUGUAUUGGCUCAAGGGUUUGGAAUGUUCGAUCCGAGCAGAGAUAGGAGAAAGUUGAAUAUGGUGAAUCCUCAAAUGCGUAAUACUGUUGCAGUGCCCACAGGUGGAUGGGCCGUCAUCAGAUUCAAAGCCAAAAAUCCAGGUGUAUGGUUUGUGCAUUGCCAUAUAGAUGCACACUUGCCAUGGGGGUUAGAUAUGGCGUUUGAGAUAGAGAACGGACCCACUCCUGAAACCACACUGCCUCCACCACCUCCUGAUCUCCCCAUCUGCUAGUUUUUCAUUUUCAAUUAUUAUUAUAAUUUUUUUUUAUAUUAUAUCUCCAAACU
This is a messenger RNA of Neltuma alba, 1807 nucleotides long. Its product is annotated as laccase-7-like. Bases 51 to 1754 code for a protein of 567 amino acids. NCBI's taxonomy places the organism in Eukaryota, Viridiplantae, Streptophyta, Magnoliopsida, Fabales, Fabaceae. Gene Ontology annotation, cellular component: apoplast. The transcript is spliced from 6 exons. Gene Ontology annotation, molecular function: copper ion binding; hydroquinone:oxygen oxidoreductase activity. Gene Ontology annotation, biological process: lignin catabolic process. The record is from RefSeq and is a predicted model, not a curated record.